This is a messenger RNA of Dendronephthya gigantea, 2269 nucleotides long. RefSeq names its product putative ankyrin repeat protein RF_0381. Lineage: Eukaryota; Metazoa; Cnidaria; Anthozoa; Malacalcyonacea; Nephtheidae. Bases 50 to 2269 code for a protein of 739 amino acids. The record is from RefSeq and is a predicted model, not a curated record. Gene Ontology annotation, molecular function: protein binding. Gene Ontology annotation, cellular component: nucleus; cytoplasm. The transcript has a single exon. Gene Ontology annotation, biological process: regulation of barbed-end actin filament capping.
UGAGCUGAGACAGCAAUUCGAACAAGCAGAUACUCGAGGAUUGCUCAAAAUGGUAAAAUAUCUAGUUCAAGAGGAAGCUCAUUUAAAUGAGUUCGAUACGGAAGGAGGUGCAGUGUUGCACUAUGCCGUUACCUCAUGUAGUCUAGAAGUGGUAAAAUAUCUUGUUGAAAAGGGUGCUGAUGUAAAUGGCAAGAAAACUAACGGGUGGACUGUGCUGCACUCUGUUGUUACCGAAAGUACGCAGGAAAUAUUGAAACAUCUUGUUGAAAAGGGUGCUGAUGUAAAUGGCAAGAAAAAAAACGGGUGGACUGUGCUGCACUCUGCUGUUACUGAAGGUAGGCUAGAAAUAGUGCAAUAUCUUGUGGAAAAUGGCGCCGACGUAAAUGGCAAGAUGAAUAACGGAAGGACUGUGCUGCACUGUGCUAUUGUUAAAGGUAUGUUGGAAAUAGUAAAAUAUCUUGUUGAAAACGGCGCUGAUGUAAAUGGCAAGGAUACUGAUGGGUGGACUGUGCUGCACUUUGCUGUUAUUGAAAGCAGUCUGCAAAUGGUAAAAUAUCUUGUUGAUAUGGGCUCUGAUUUUAACGGCAAGGAUUCUGACGGCUGGUGUGUGCUGCACUAUGCUGUUACUGAAGAUAGGCUAGAUAUAGUAAAAUAUCUUGUUGGAAAGGGUGUUGAUGUCAAUGACAACAAGACUAAUGGAUGGACUGUUCUGCAUUCUGCCGUUACUAAAGGUACACUUGCAAUACUAAAAUACCUUGUGGAAAAGGGCGGUGAUAUAAAUGCUAAGGAUUCGGAUGGGCGGACUGUGCUCCAUUCUGCUGUUACUAAAGGUGGGCUAGGAAAAGUAAAAUAUCUUGUUGAAAAUGGUGCUGAUGUAAAUGGCAAGGACACUGACGGGUUGACUGUGCUGCACUCUGCUGUUAUUAAAGGUGCACCUAAAAUAGUAAAAUAUCUCGUUGAAAAUGGCGCUAAUGUAAAUGGAAGGAAGACUACAGGGUGGACUGUGCUGCACUCUGCUGUUGCUGAAGGUUCUAUGGAAAUACUGAAAUACCUUGUUGAAAAGGGCGCGGAUGUAAAUGGCAAAAAGACUAGUGGUUGGACUGUGUUGCACUCUGCCGUUGGUAAAGAUACACUGGAAAUAAUAAAAUAUCUUGUGGAAAAGGGUGCUGAUGUAAACGGCAAGGAUACUGACGGGUUGACCGUGCUGCACUAUGCUGUUACCAAAGGUACACUGGAAAUAGUGCAAUAUCUUGUGGAAAGUGGUGCUGAGGUGAAUGGCAAGGAUACUGACGGGUUGACUGUGCUGCACUCUGCCGUUACUGAAGAUGUGCUGGAAAUAGUAAAAUAUCUUGUCAUAAAUUGCGCUGAUGUAAAUGGCAUGGAUUCCGACGGGAUGACUGUGCUGCACUCUGCUGUUACUGAGGGUACACUGGAAAUGGUGGAAUAUCUUGUGAAAAAUGGUGCCGAAGUAAAUGGCAAAAUGACUAACGGAAGAACUGUGCUGCACUGUGCUUUUGGUAAAGGUAUGUUGGAAAUAGUAAAAUAUCUUGUUGAAAAUUGCGCUGAUGUAAAUGGCAAGGAUUCCGAUGGGAGGACAGUGUUGCACUCUGCUAUUACUGAGGGUACACUGGAAAUAGUAAAAUAUCUUGUAGAAAAGGAAGCUGAUGUCAAUGGCAAGGGUACUGACGGUUGGACUGUGCUGCACUCUGCUGUUUCUGAAGGUGCGCUAGAAAUAGUAAAAUGUCUUGUUGAAAAGGGCGCCGAUGUUAAUAGCAAGAAUGCUAACGGAUGGACUGUGCUGCAUGCUGCUGUUACUGAAGGUACGCUCGAAAUAGUGAAAUAUCUUGUUGAAAAGAGCGCUGAUGUAAAUGGUGAAGAUAGUAAGGGAACAACAGUUUUACACGCUGCUGUCAAUACUGGUGGAUUAAAAAUGAUCAAGUAUUUUGUCGAACAGGUUGCUGAUAUAGCUCUUACAAAUAAAGUCGGCAGUCAUACUCUUGGCGCUAUUAUUCUAAAGAUAGCAAUCGUGAAAAAUUCGGUCGAUUUGGUAAAUAUCCUGUUAAAAAAGAAUGUCAUUUUUUGGAAAGGUGGGACAUUUCUUAUUGAUGGAAGAAAUAUGAAUCUUCUUGAAUUGUGUAUUCACCUUGGUCAUGAUGAAAUUGCGACUGUUCUCAAAAAGUCCGUAAAACAUCGUGAGAAAAUUCAUGCACUGAGAAGAACGACUUGCAACCAGUUAGAGAAGGUAGUACUUGAAAGAUUUUUUAUAUAA